UUUAUUUAUCAGAAAAAAGGAAGGAAAGGGAAAUAACUCGGGAAAUUGGAACAGCUUGCCGCAGAUCGUCCUCGACUCAUGGUUGAGCGUCGUCGGCAUCUAGAGGAUUCAAGUUUCUGGCUCGACGAUGUGUCGAAUUGAUUCAUGUAGAUCUACCGUUCUAGCCAGUUGAUUCUUCUGGUGGAAAUCGCGAGAUCUCCAUCAAUUUCUUAUGCUCACCUUGUUUGAUCGUGAACAACCUAGCUAGCGGAAGGAAGAAUUGUUGAUACUAGUGAUUUACAGAGCGUUAUCGGAUUCAAACCAAUGGCGGGGGCGGCCUCCGCGCUGUUCCUAUUAGAUAUCAAAGGGCGUGUUCUCAUUUGGCGCGACUAUCGUGGCGAUGUCUCGGCAGUUCAGGCCGAGCGCUUCUUCACCAAACUCAUCGAGAAGGAGGGUGAUCCACAAUCUCAAGAUCCAGUAGUUUACGACAAUGGCAUAAGCUACAUGUUUAUUCAGCACAAUAACGUGUACCUGAUGGUUGCUGCCAGGCAGAAUUGCAAUGCUGCAAGUCUUCUUUCCUUCUUGCACCGAGUAGUUGAUGUCUUCAAGCAUUAUUUUGAAGAGCUGGAAGAAGAAUCACUUAGGGACAACUUUGUUGUGGUGUAUGAGUUGCUUGAUGAAAUCAUGGACUUUGGUUAUCCUCAAUACACUGAGGCAAAGAUUCUUAGUGAGUUUAUAAAGACUGAUGCUUAUAGAAUGGAGGUUGCUCAGAGGCCACCCAUGGCAGUAACAAAUGCAGUUUCUUGGCGGAGCGAAGGAAUAAAUUACAAGAAGAAUGAAGUCUUUUUGGAUGUGGUGGAGAGUGUUAAUAUACUUGUCAACAGUAAUGGACAAAUAAUUAGGUCAGACGUUGUUGGGGCAUUGAAGAUGAGAACUUACUUAAGUGGCAUGCCUGAGUGUAAGCUUGGGCUCAACGACAGAGUAUUAUUGGAAGCACAAGGUCGAACCACAAAAGGAAAAGCUAUAGAUUUGGAAGACAUCAAAUUUCACCAGUGCGUACGCUUGGCUCGCUUUGAAAAUGACCGAACCAUAUCCUUCAUACCGCCAGAUGGAGCUUUUGAUCUCAUGACUUAUAGACUCAGCACUCAGGUAAAACCUCUUAUUUGGGUAGAAGCUCAAGUUGAAAGACAUUCAAAAAGCCGUAUAGAGAUUAUGGUAAAAGCAAGAAGCCAGUUCAAGGAGCGUAGCACUGCAACAAAUGUUGAAAUUGAGUUGCCUGUGCCAGCGGAUGCUACCAACCCAAAUGUUAGGACCUCAAUGGGGUCUGCUUCUUAUGCACCCGAAAAUGAUGCAUUGUGCUGGAAAAUUAGAUCUUUUCCAGGUGGCAAGGAGUAUAUGUUAAGGGCAGAAUUCCGCCUUCCUUCCGUUACAUCUGAAGAAGCGACUCCAGAAAGAAAAGCACCCAUUCGUGUAAAGUUUGAGAUACCAUAUUUCACCGUUUCUGGAAUCCAGGUUCGUUACCUGAAGAUUAUUGAGAAAAGUGGGUACCAGGCUCUUCCAUGGGUGAGAUACAUCACAAUGGCUGGAGAGUAUGAACUAAGGCUCAUAUGAAAUCUACGUACUUCGAUUUAUACACAUUUGGUUCUGCAGAGUUCAUAUGUGGUGGUGAAUUAUUGAGUUAAUAAUCACAGGAUGAGUUGAAGAUUUGUUGUUGUAGAGGAUUUGGUGGGGUGGGGAGGGAAUUCUGUUUUCCACUCUUGUUUGUGAAGCAUAUUGCAGCUUUUGUAAGUCCAUAGUAACCUUUUCUUUUUCUUUCUUGCUACACACUAGGUGGUCAGGUUGAACUCUGUUUUGCUCAUAUUGCUUUCAACUAGCUCCAUUUCCAUCUUGUUCAUUCCUGUUAUAACCAUAGUUAUUUCUAAAUGCACACUGUUCAACUGUUAAAUUUU
Cucurbita maxima (winter squash) is the source of this 1928-nucleotide messenger RNA. Its product is annotated as AP-1 complex subunit mu-2-like. Bases 304 to 1590 code for a protein of 428 amino acids. The transcript is spliced from 11 exons. The record is from RefSeq and is a predicted model, not a curated record. Gene Ontology annotation, biological process: intracellular protein transport; vesicle-mediated transport. Gene Ontology annotation, cellular component: cytoplasmic vesicle; clathrin adaptor complex. NCBI's taxonomy places the organism in Eukaryota, Viridiplantae, Streptophyta, Magnoliopsida, Cucurbitales, Cucurbitaceae.